GUACCUCACCAUAUUGUCAAUGUCAUGGGAACCUGUAAUGACGUAAAUUACACUGAUUUCUCUUUCAACGAUUAUGGGGCUAGUGCUAUAUAUAAAUAAACAUUUCGUUUUAUUGUUAUGUUUGACGAUUCUGCUAUGCCUUCACAUUCGUUUACAACACUGAAUGGAAACAGAAUAAUAACAUACAUUGAAACAUUGUUAAUCCAUUCGAUAUGGACAGAUUAGCUACCAGUUCAACAUCCGCAUCUGAAGAACUUGUUCUUGACUGUCAUUGGACUGUUUUGGACUAUAAAUACUCUGGUCUGAGUGAACCUAAGCAUCAGUCAACGCACUUCAAACGUUCGUCAAACAACCAACAAACCAAAAAACCUCAACUCAAAAUGAAAUUCCUCAUCUGCUUCGCUCUCUUUGUUGCCGUGGCCCAGGCUCAUGUGGUGGCUCCAGUGACCACUUAUGCCGCUGCUGCUCCAGCUUUGACCUAUGCCGCUGCUGCUCCAGUUACCACUUAUGCUGCUGCUGCCUAUCCCCGUGCCUACUCAGCCUAUGCUCCUUCGGUCUACUCUGCCUCCUAUGUUGCUCCUUCGGUCUACUCCUCAUUUGCUUCACCUCUGACCACCUAUGCUGCUGCUCCCGUUGUCUCUCUGCUGAAGAAGUAAAUCCAUAAGAAAAAUCAUCCAAAUCAUGUAUCAAAUUGCCAGAGCGUUAAAAAUAAAUUUAUGAAAUGAA
Messenger RNA from Drosophila willistoni, 726 nucleotides. Its product is annotated as pupal cuticle protein C1B. The transcript is spliced from 3 exons. The record is from RefSeq and is a predicted model, not a curated record. Bases 213 to 656 code for a protein of 147 amino acids. Lineage: Eukaryota; Metazoa; Arthropoda; Insecta; Diptera; Drosophilidae.